Messenger RNA from Mercurialis annua (annual mercury), 650 nucleotides. RefSeq names its product 14 kDa zinc-binding protein. The transcript is spliced from 5 exons. NCBI's taxonomy places the organism in Eukaryota, Viridiplantae, Streptophyta, Magnoliopsida, Malpighiales, Euphorbiaceae. Bases 16 to 495 code for a protein of 159 amino acids. Gene Ontology annotation, biological process: purine ribonucleotide metabolic process; sulfur compound metabolic process. Gene Ontology annotation, cellular component: cytoplasm. Gene Ontology annotation, molecular function: adenylylsulfatase activity. The record is from RefSeq and is a predicted model, not a curated record.
AUAAUUUUUUAUCCAAUGUCCACUGCUAACAAAGAAGCGAUGCAGAGGUGCAAUAAUAAAAGCAGUAUAAAUAGCCGGAUAGCCGUAUUGUCUUCCCAAAUCAUAAUGGCGUCCGAGAAAGAAGCUGCUCUUGCUGCUGCUCCAUCUGAUUCUCCUACCAUAUUUGACAAGAUUAUCAACAAGGAAAUCCCGUCCACUGUUGUUUUCGAGGAUGACAAGGUCCUUGCGUUUAGGGAUAUAUCUCCUCAGGCUCCAACACACAUUCUAAUCAUUCCCAAAGUCAGGGAUGGUUUAACUGGACUGUCGAAGGCUGAAGAUAGGCAUAUUGAUAUUCUUGGUCGCCUGCUUUACACUGCCAAACUUGUAGCUAAGCAGGAAGGACUUGAAGAUGGUUAUAGGAUCGUGAUCAAUGAUGGUCCAAGCGGAUGUCAAUCUGUUUAUCACAUUCACGUCCACCUCCUUGGGGGUCGUCAAAUGAACUGGCCUCCAGGCUAAGAUGUCAUUUCGUUGAUCAUCGCCAGAUUUUCGGUUUGAUUUAACCUGCCAUCUAAAUAAUGUACUAGAGUGAGGAACCAUUUAUGAGACGAAAAUACUGUUCUGAUAUAAAACAAAUAACUUUAUGAUUAUGAAUGCGAGAGUUCUAGUGUUAA